CUUGUCUUCCUUCCUUCUUGGUUCGUCUUGCCGUCGUUGAUGUCCUUGCUCAAUGCAGGGCUCAAGUUGGCCAUCUCGGCCAUCAACCUCAUCGACGUCUUCAAGGCGCUGACAGCGAGCGGAUCAAAGUCGGCGACGGCGCCGUCCUUCUCUGAGCUCGGCCGUGCUACGUCGACUACUCAUCGCCUAGUCAGGGACGCAGUGGGUACACCCAGUCGUCAGCCGCACACUCGCUACCGCAUAGGAAGCACGCAAAGACGGCAACAGCUCCGGCUAGCGUUGUCACUCGUCGUCGUAUGGACAUUGUACCAGAGCGUCGAGCCUGUCCUGGACGCCAUCGCCUCGUACAUCGUCCCCUUCUACUCCACACUCAAGACGGCCUUCCUGUUAUGGCUCUUCUUCGCACGGACCGGCGCAUCCAUGCGUAUCAUUUCCACCCUCAUCAACCCCGUCCUCGCCCCUUACCAAGUCCUCAUCGACGCCAUCAUCUCCAGCACACUGAACCUCUUCUUCAAUUUGACCUUCCUCGCGUCGCUGCCCAUCUCGUGGGGACUGCUGUACGUGCGCAGAUCGACCGGUAGGGUCGUCAAUUGGGCUCGCCUCUGGAUGCCUUGGAGGGAGGCGAAGAUUGAAGACAGUCCGAGCAAGAGCGUCCGGAAUGGCGAUGGCUCGCCGAGGAUGCCGCCGCCGUCAUUGUCAACAAGGCGACGACCACGACCAUCUUCAGAUGGCUCACCAUCACUAUCGGCGCCCACACAGCGCCACCGUACUGCCAGUCUCGGCAUGGGCAGACCAGCGCAACUCGCCCCCCAUUCCUCUGCGCGCUCUGUCUCAUCCUCCUCCGGCUCAUCACGUCCAACUGCCCCCUCAGCAGCCACGAUGAAAGCGCUGCAGGACCUCCCGCCUGCUCCGACUGGCUUCUUUACCACAAGUCAAGCAGGCGACGGCAGCUUUGCCUUCAUCCCUGGCGGUCAGAAAGAGGAGACAGAAGAUGCAUCGCUCCCUGCUGCGCUGGAUCCUUUCACCCCCUCGAUUCUGCCUGGCGGGUUUGGCCUCUCGAACGUCGUGGGCAAGAAACGCGGUCCUCUCAAGAUGCCCGCUGCUGCCAAGGCCAGAAACAGCAAAGCAGCAAGCAGAUGUGAAGAAAGCUGCAGUGAAAGGUCGGAAGCAGGCGGGUGAGCUUGAUGCAAUGGACGAGGAUGAGGAAGAGGAUGGAGAGGAAGAGCAGCCGCUAUUCAGAGGGCAAGACGAGGAGGAACAGAAACCCACAAACAAAGACAGCGUAAUUACUCCUUCUCGUCGGAGAAGAAAGGAAAGCAUAGACGCCCCCUCCUCGGCCCUAGCGUCAGCGUCCAAGCGUCCCAAGCUCCAAGUCUUCGAAGACCCCAGCUUGAGCGGCAGCGAGCCCACGGCGAGACGUAGCACGCGCGCUUCAAGCUCGCGGGCGAAUAGUCGAGCCAACAGUGUGGUUGACGGGGAAGAGGUGUCAGAGGAGGCGGCGACGAACGGUAGGAGACCAGCAGCCAAGCGCGGUGGCGAUGUGCUGCGCCCGCCCCUCAGCGGGCUUCCGAGGUCGGUCAGUACCAGGGGAGGCAG
Messenger RNA from Jaminaea rosea, 1596 nucleotides. RefSeq lists its product as hypothetical. The record is from RefSeq and is a predicted model, not a curated record. The transcript is spliced from 3 exons. Lineage: Eukaryota; Fungi; Basidiomycota; Exobasidiomycetes; Microstromatales. Bases 40 to 1179 code for a protein of 379 amino acids.